Molecule: messenger RNA, 938 nt
Organism: Telopea speciosissima
Lineage: Eukaryota; Viridiplantae; Streptophyta; Magnoliopsida; Proteales; Proteaceae
Product: xanthoxin dehydrogenase-like
Exons: 4
Coding region: 54-896 (280 amino acids)
Biological process (GO): abscisic acid biosynthetic process
Cellular component (GO): cytosol
Molecular function (GO): xanthoxin dehydrogenase (NAD+) activity
Source: RefSeq, a predicted model, not a curated record
AGAGAGAGAUCCGCUUGCCAGAAAGAGAGAGAGAGAGAGAGAGAGCUCCAACUAUGUCCAGCAGCAAAUCAAGCAGUUCAUCUCUUCCCCACCAAAGACUUCUGGGUAAGGUAGCAUUGGUGACCGGCGGUGCAACCGGAAUCGGCGAGAGUAUUGUACGUCUCUUCCACAAGCAUGGCGCCAAAGUAUUUAUUGUGGAUAUAAAAGACAGUCAUGGCCAGCAUCUAUGUGAAGCCCUAGGAGGUGACCAAAAUGUGUGUUACAUCCAUGGUAAUGUCACUAUCGAAGACGACAUCCGCCGUGCCAUUGAUGCAACGGUCGACAAAUUCGGCACUCUCGACAUUAUGGUUAACAAUGCCGGCAUCUCUGGUCAACCGAUUCCGGACAUUCGCAAUGUAGACAUAGCUGAAUUUAAGAUGGUGUUUGAUGUGAAUGUAAAGGGUGUCUUCAUUGGAAUGAAACAUGCAGCUCGUGUUAUGAUCCCUAACCGCAAAGGCUCUAUUAUUUCUAUAUCAAGCGCUGCAAGUGUUAUUGGGGGGUUAGCCCCUCACGGAUACACAGGGUCCAAGCAUGCUGUUGUGGGGCUAACAAAGAACGUAGCUGCUGAGUUAGGGGCUUAUGGGAUAAGAGUUAACUGUGUAUCACCCUAUGCUGUAUGUACAGAUCUGGCAUUGGCUCACGUGCCUGAAAAUGAGAGGACUGAGGAUGCUAAGGCAGGAUUCCAUGCUUAUUUUGGGAAGGCAGCCAAUCUACAAGGCAUUGAUUUAACGGUAGAUGAUGUGGCUGAUGCAGUGCUUUACAUGGCUAGUGAUGAGGCACGGUAUGUCAGUGGGGCCAAUCUUAUGAUCGAUGGUGGUUUCUCAUGUGUUAAUCACUCACUUAGGGUAUUCCGGUGAGACUGGUCAUAUUAAGAAAAUGUCUUAUGAUUGUAGGUCAGC